Messenger RNA from Psammomys obesus (fat sand rat), 2554 nucleotides. It is a transcript of the gene Clic5, whose product is annotated as chloride intracellular channel 5. The transcript is spliced from 6 exons. The record is from RefSeq and is a predicted model, not a curated record. The coding region runs from base 83 to 1294 and encodes 403 amino acids. NCBI's taxonomy places the organism in Eukaryota, Metazoa, Chordata, Mammalia, Rodentia, Muridae.
UCAGUGGCAAAGCAAUAUCCUUUAGCCCUUUCCAUAGCUUUUCUCAGCUCUGCCUGGAAAAGGAUCUUCCAGACCAAGCAACAUGAAUGAAGACUACAGUGACAUCUAUGACACAAUCCAAAAGGAGAGGAAGGAUGAGAACCCAGACCCACUGGAGGAAAAUGAUACUCCUUUAUAUGACGAAGUCCAUGAAGACUUGUGGGCUGAAAAUGAUCUAUACGCCACUAGGCUAGAAAGCCAUGAAUAUGAUUCUUUGUCGGUGUAUGUCUCGAAAAGGGAAGAGGCCACCCCAGCCUCCCCGGAGCCUGAAGCAGAAGGCUACCUCCUGCCUGAUGAGGUGUUUUCUGAGCCCCAGGAGGUCAGAGACAUCUCUGUGGGAGACUCACACCCAUCAAGCCAGGACCCAGAGCCUCUCCAAAAGGAGCUGGAGGAGAAUGGAAGGAUGACCAAGAAAGAGUUGCCUUCUUUACUGAGCUUCACAGUUCAGCACAGCAGGGCCUUUUCCACUGGCCUGGACUUCCCUACCUGCCCUUUCGAUGCUACUGGUCUGGAGGGAAAUAAAGUAGCUUCCAGCAGCCCCGAGAUCUUCCUGUUUGUGAAGGCUGGAGUCGAUGGGGAGAGCAUUGGCAACUGUCCUUUCUCUCAGCGUCUCUUCAUGAUCCUCUGGCUGAAAGGAGUCGUGUUCAAUGUCACCACUGUGGAUCUGAAAAGAAAGCCCGCUGAUCUACACAACCUUGCUCCUGGCACGCACCCGCCCUUCCUGACCUUCAACGGGGAUGUGAAGACCGAUGUCAACAAGAUUGAGGAGUUCCUGGAGGAGACCUUAGCCCCUGAGAAGUACCCCAAACUGGCUGCCAAGCACCGGGCAUCCAACACCGCGGGCAUCGAUAUCUUCUCCAAGUUCUCAGCCUACAUCAAAAAUACCAAGCAGCAGAACAAUGCUGCCCUUGAGAGAGGGUUGACAAAGGCGCUGAGGAAGCUGGACGACUACCUGAACACCCCUCUGCCAGAGGAGAUUGACACCAACACCCGUGGGGAUGAGAAAGGGUCCCAGCGCAAGUUCCUGGAUGGGGAUGAGCUGACCCUGGCCGACUGCAAUUUGCUGCCCAAGCUGCACGUGGUCAAGAUUGUGGCUAAGAAGUACCGAAACUAUGACCUCCCAGCUGAGAUGACGGGGUUGUGGCGGUACCUCAAGAACGCCUAUGCACGGGACGAGUUCACCAACACCUGCGCAGCUGACAGUGAGAUUGAGCUGGCCUAUGCGGAUGUCGCCAGGCGCCUCAGCCGAUCCUGAGCUUAGAUGUCUGGCCCAAUUCUGCUGCAGAAGAAUUCUACUUCUCCCAACGGCCUUCAACGCUACAGACUCUUCCUCCUUGUUGCCUUGGGGAAAACAUUAAAAAAAAAAUAGGCCACAUCUUGCUGGCACCCCUGAACUCAACUCCAGCCUUCUACCUUCUAAGAUCAGUGCCAUCCUUCUGCCUUGCCCUAUAGGAGCCUGGCAAGCAAAGAGACAUAAUAGCAGAUCUUUCCACCCACAGAUCUGAUCUAGGGUUGGUAUAUCUGGGGUCAGUUUGGAAAUCUUCCAUGGGAUUGUCACUGUUCCCUUCUGCCAAUAUCAUAAUGCUCUCUUAGAUGCUCUAACAGCUUGAAAUGCCAGCUUCUCUCUCUCCCUUGUCUUCCUCAGCAACUGCAAGGGCAUGAAUGAAUGCCAUUACAUGAUCACUGGGGAGGCAGCGGUAGGGGGCUCUCAACUGAGUGUGGCUCUGGGAAUCUAGCAAAGCAGUUCCAGCUGCUCACUAUUUAUGAGCAGAGGGCCAGAUGGUAAUGUCCCCUUGGAUACAUUCGAAUUUGCUGCAGCGCUGGGAACUGGUGCAAUAUGUCCUGGCCAGCACUGACCCCAGCUUUCCUUCUGUCUCCAUUUUGCCACAAAGGCAGUUGACUUAUAAUUCUAUACUGAGGUGACCCAGAUGAAGAGGGACUUCUGGGAAGCAAUGCUGAUGCCAAAAGGCCCACCAGGGUCUACAGCCACAGGGGUCACUGACUGAAGAGUAGUCCACUGGAGAUCGCAUGGGCGUGUAUGACUGUGUUCCUCAAUGAGUGACUUUCGGUUGGAGAAAGAGAUGGGAGAGGGAGGGAGGAGAUACAGAGUUCUAUAUGAGUUUGAUGUAGCUUAGAAAACUUUUAGACCACUCUUCUCUCUCAGUAUCUAAACCUUGGACUGGUGUUGGACUGGUUGGCACACCUACCAGCCAUAAACCAGAUUCAAUAUCCGCCAAAAAAAAAAAAUGUCUUCCAGGCCCUUCCUAGUCACUUGCAGAUGCGGGUUGCUACCUGUGUGUGCUCCUAGCUUCUUCAGCCCCAAGCCCUGAUGGAAGAGAAAUUCUGUGAAGGAAUGGUGUGAAGGAAAGGCUACCUUAGGAAGAAAGUCCACAGGUCUUUCUGACUGGGAAGCCACAACUUGAAUUUGGAAAAUAGAUACUGCCCUGGGUCCAUUUUCCCACUGUCACAGUUAUCACAGCAUCAUAUUGUUAAGAAAAGGAAGUGUUUUUUUUAA